AUGGCGGCGUCCUCGUUGGAGCAGAAACUGUCCCGCUUGGAGGCCAAGCUGAAGCAGGAGAACAGAGAGGCCCGUAGACGAAUCGACCUCAAUUUGGACAUCAGUCCUGCUCGGGCUCGGCCUAUUAUUGUGAUCACUCUAAGCCCUGCUCCCGCUCCAUCCCAACGUGCAGCAUUGCAGCUUCCCUUAGCCAAUGAUGGCAGCAGCCGUUCCUCCUCUUUGGAGAACUCACCCCAGCAUCACACUCACCCAUCACGUCCCCGAAACAUGCUAGGCCUGCCUCCUCAGCCACCAUUCCUCAUGCACAGGAGCAUGGAGAGUAUAGAGAUCGAUCAGAAACUACAGGAAAUUAUGAAGCAGACGGGUUACUUGACCAUCGGAGGGCAGAGAUACCAGGCAGAAAUCAAUGACCUAGAAAACCUAGGUGAGAUUGGAAGUGGGACAUGUGGACAGGUCUGGAAAAUGCGUUUUAAGAAGACAGGCCACAUCAUAGCAGUGAAGCAAAUGCGUCGUUCUGGUAACAAAGAAGAGAACAAGAGGAUUCUAAUGGACUUGGAUGUGGUUCUGAAAAGCCAUGAUUGUCCCUACAUAGUUCAGUGCUUUGGGACAUUCAUCACAAAUACGGAUGUUUUUAUAGCGAUGGAGCUAAUGGGCACAUGUGCAGAGAAACUGAAGAAACGCAUUCAGGGACCUAUCCCUGAGAGGAUCUUGGGAAAGAUGACUGUGGCGAUUGUCAAAGCACUCUACUAUUUGAAAGAGAAGCAUGGUGUCAUUCAUAGAGACGUGAAACCUUCCAAUAUCUUGUUGGAUGAGAGGGGGCAAAUCAAAUUGUGUGACUUCGGAAUCAGUGGAAGGCUGGUGGACUCAAAAGCCAAAACUCGAAGUGCUGGUUGCGCAGCAUAUAUGGCGCCUGAGAGAAUAGACCCCCCUGAUCCCUCAAAACCUGAUUAUGAUAUCCGUGCAGAUGUUUGGAGCCUGGGCAUCUCUCUGGUUGAACUGGCUACAGGUCAGUUUCCUUACAAGAACUGCAAAACAGAUUUUGAGGUCCUCACCAAGGUGUUGCAGGAAGAUCCGCCCCUUCUCCCAAACAACAUGGGAUUUUCUGUUGAUUUCCAGUCAUUUGUGAAAGACUGCCUUACUAAAGAUCACAGGAAGAGACCAAAGUACAACAAGCUACUUGAACACAACUUCAUCAAGCGUUAUGAGACACUGGAAGUGGAUGUGGCAUCCUGGUUCAAAGACGUCAUGGCGAAGACUGAAUCGCCUCGCACAAGCAGCAUCCUCAGCCAGCACCACCUGCCAUUCUUCACCAGGUAGCCAUGCCAUGUGGCUGUUGUGGCCAGGGAAGGUCCCCUCGGCAGCCAGAGCUCACAUGGUGGGGCAAGAGAGAGAGAGAGAGCACCACAACAGCCACCUGUCUUCACAAGAGCAACUCUCCAAUGGCGUGAAUUGUUCGUGCUUCACCUGCUCUAUCAACGUUGCUCAUUUCGUCUUCUCCUUCAGUUUUCCAGGAAGAGAUGAGGUGGUUGUCUGAUCUUUUGGUGUAUUCUAGAGUUAUUUGCGUCUCAGGCACUAGUCAACCCAAGAAUGCGAGGCUGUGGGCAUGGAGGCCUUCUCCAGCCUGUGCUUGUUGUCUGUUUCAGCCGUUGGCCAUCCGCCGCCAGGAGUUGCCACCAAAGGACAGUGUGCUCCCUGUCCGUCUCUGUCCACCAUGACUGGAGUCUCGAGGACAUGCAACAGUGACCUUUGCUCACGCACUGUGAACAGACACAAAACACACAAAAAAGGAAAAAAGAAAAGAUAUUUUUUUUACCGCUUAUUUAUUAAGUUUGGAUUUCUGGUGCCGUGGGAUGCCUGCUGCACCCGUUCACCAAUCUCUGCGUUAUUACAUGUUUGUUUUUGUUUUGUUUUCAUUUGUGUUUGGGGGGGUUCUAUUUGCUGAGGGGACUGGGGCUGGGGUAGAUGAAAUCAGCUGCUGCUUUAGAUUCUGAGCUUAGCUAUUACCGUUGUCUUGGUUUCAUUUUUUUCUUGGGGCUGGCGGGACAGGAAAGGGAAAGUCUGAAGAUUAUUCUCACCCAAGAGUAGCUCAGUUAAAGUGAUUUUUCCAUCUUCAAUCCUUUUUUUAUCUCAGGGGUUCCUAUUCUUUUGUUUUGAGUGUGAACAAAGUUUUGUCAAUGGUGUUUUAUUUACCAAAGUAUGUGUUUGAUGCUAGGAUAAAUGCUUCUUCAUUUUCUUGCAUAUUUAAGAAAAGGGAAAGCAAAUUUUAAAGAUAAUCUUGGCAUCAAGAAAGCCAUUUUAAAGAAAGAUUCAGCCCAAAUUAUAUCUUACUGCUGUGGCUUAGGGAUUCUUUAAACAGUUCUUUUUUCAAAAGUAUCAAAUGUAUGCCCUUUCUGAAUUUACUGGGCUAGAUUCUUAACUGGUAAUGGUUGUGCAUUUCCAGUUGAGGAAUAGACAGUUUGUUGUUUGGAAACUACCAGCUAGAAUCUGCACUGUCUCUUUAGAUCCUCAAAUUGUGUGGAUUCUUGCAGGUGGGAUCUUAAACACAGGGGUCAGAACCUUCCUCCAUCCUAUUUGGUUUCACACUAUGGCUUCUUUUCCACUAAUAUUUUUCGCAAGAUCCACUCACUUAUAAUUCAAAGGUGUCUCUUAAACAGAGAGGUAUUUCCAGAUAGUUAGGGGCUGUGGCGUGGAAACUGGUAUGUUCUUGUCCAGAACACUGAUAGUGUGUGACCUUUAAUUGCUAUUGGUGGCCAGAAUUCUUGGGGAUUGAGUCCUAAUUUUCUUCUUGAGUCAAGACUCCUAGUAACAUCUGCAGUUCUUCAGAUAAUCCAGAGGCUAACAUGGAACACUGAAAUUCUGUGUGUUAGUCUGAAGAUGAGCCUUCUGCUUUCUCUUGCUAGCAAAAGUUCGAAAAUGUUGCUGUUUGCACAAUAUCUGGAUUAGUAUUAUGACCUGGACAGGAAAAGACCUCUGUAUAGUGACUUAUUGUGCUAGUACACUUGCUCCUGGAUAUUAUGCUGAGGACUAUACUUGCAUAUUAAAUGUAUAGAUGAUCAUUAUAAACUCAAUUUUAUAAAUCGGAACAAAAUGAAAGAUGUUACAAAAGCUUAAGACCUAGGCCAAGUAUUGCAUAGGAAAGGAGCUGCAAUUGUGGCCCUUGAUGAGCCAAAGAUAUCUGUGUGGUACCAAUUGCUAAGUCAACAAAAUAUCCCAUCUAAACAUUUGUCUAGGUUCUGACUGUUUCCAUGAGGUGCUUUUGUAAUUUAUAGGAACAAGGGAGUCAGCGUUAGGCAGCAACAAUGAUAGACAUAGUAGAGAGGAAGAACUAGGUGUCAUAUAAUCCAGGGUUAGGUGCAAGUGUCAAAAAGGCAGGUCAGGGCAGAGCUUUCAGAAUGAGAAGAUGGUGUUUUGUCUUAAUGGAAAAUAGGUGGGUAACAUGGGUGGAUGCUGUGAUUGUAGUGGUUUUGAAAAUGGGUUGUUGCUCCUGAAGGAUGCUGAUGCUGAUGAGGUAGAGUGUUGUUUAUGCAAAAUAGAGGUCUUCAGUCCAGAUGACUGGGUUGUGGUUAUGGCAUAGUUUAGAGUUCCAUUUCUGUGCUGAUCUCAUCUCUGGCUAUUAACGUGAAUCAUAAUUUUUAAGGAGAUGAGAAAUGUCUAUUUAUCACACACACAUAUAUUGUAAGGGAAGUGGGUUUGUGUUAAGAAGGCAAGCACACUUUUCAGUUAUAUUUUAUGAAGAGAGAUCUGUUGUAGGAGAGAAGAUGGUAAGUGGAAGGCUGAUGAAAAUACCGUGUUUCCCCAAAAAUAAGACAAAGUCUUAUAUUAAUUUUUGCUCUGAAAAACACAUUAGGGCUUAUU
This is a messenger RNA of Pogona vitticeps (central bearded dragon), 3855 nucleotides long. RefSeq names its product mitogen-activated protein kinase kinase 7 (gene MAP2K7). Gene Ontology annotation, molecular function: protein kinase activity; ATP binding. Lineage: Eukaryota; Metazoa; Chordata; Lepidosauria; Squamata; Agamidae. Gene Ontology annotation, biological process: protein phosphorylation. The record is from RefSeq and is a predicted model, not a curated record.